Messenger RNA from Colletotrichum acutatum, 2232 nucleotides. RefSeq names its product OPT oligopeptide transporter. Bases 1 to 2232 code for a protein of 743 amino acids. The transcript has 8 exons. NCBI's taxonomy places the organism in Eukaryota, Fungi, Ascomycota, Sordariomycetes, Glomerellales, Glomerellaceae. The record is from RefSeq and is a predicted model, not a curated record. Gene Ontology annotation, cellular component: fungal-type vacuole membrane. Gene Ontology annotation, molecular function: oligopeptide transmembrane transporter activity.
AUGGCGCCUGAUCGGGGAUACCGCGACGAUGCCGAUGGCGACGUUCACGAUACUGUUAGCAGCAGUAACCACACCCCAAUGCCGCAUGCUUCUUACCCAGAGAAUGCUCCCGAGCGAGAGCCUGUCAUCCACGGCCACAGCUUUACCAUUCGUGGUGUUGCAGUCGGCCUGCUGGUCGGUUUGGUCAUUUGCUUCUCCAACAUGUAUUUUGGCCUGCAGACGGGUUGGGUGAGCACCAUGACUAUGCCGGCUAGCUUGAUGGGUUUCGGCAUUUUCAAGGCCCUAUCUAGGCACCUGCGAUUCCCAUUCAGUCCUGUCGAGAAUGUCCUUGUGCAGACCGUGGCUGGAAGCAUGGCCAUCAUGCCACUUGGCUGUGGUUUUGUCGGUGUAAUUCCCGCCAUGAACUAUCUCUUGGCUCCUGAGGAACAGGGGCCUCUCAACAUCCCCUUGUGGAAGUUGAUCACCUGGUCUCUUGGUCUUUGUUAUUUUGGUGUUGUCUUUGCUGUCCCCCUUCGCCGACAAGUCAUCAUCCGAGAAAGGCUCCGUUUCCCCAGUGGAUUUAGUACUGCUGUUCUUAUCGGGGUCCUUCAUGGUCAGACGCGGAAGGCCGGCCCCGAUGCCGUAUCAGGCGGCUUCGCGAGUCUCGUACCGGAUGAUGACUCGAAACCGGGUUUGACACUGGGGUCUGCUUGUAGCCACAACAUUGCAGAUCCCGAAAAUGCCGGUUCCGAGGGCCUCGAGAGUCGCUCCCAGGAUGAUUGGGCUCAGAAUGUGAGGCUACUUCUCAUAUGCUUUGGGAUCUCGGGCUUGUACACUCUGUCCUCCUACUUUUUGCCUGCAUUGCGAAGUAUCCCUAUAUUUGGUACCGGUGCCGCAGGUACUUGGCUUUGGACGCUGAACCCAAGCCCGGCCUAUAUUGGCCAGGGCAUUAUCAUGGGACCUGAGACAACUUUGCACAUGCUGCUGGGAGCCACGAUUGGAUGGGGGCUUCUCUCUCCGCUAGCCAAGUAUCGGGGAUGGGCACCCGGUUCCAUCGACGACUGGGAAACAGGCAGCAAGGGCUGGAUCGUGUGGAUCUCCCUGGCCAUCAUGCUAGCGGAUGCUAUUGUCAGCCUCAGUUACAUUGCUUUCCGCCCCUUGGUCCAGCACGUUGCCAAUGAAGGUGUGAAAGGUAUGUGGCAGCAAACUGUGCUAGGUUGGCAACAGCACUUUGGGUUGAGCCGACGUUCCAUCCCAACGUAUACUGCUCUGAACACGGAUGAGGUAGGAGAGGUGACGAGUACCUCCCGGCUCUUGUCUGAUGAGUCGCAAACCUCUGUGGUCCGCCGUCGGUUUUCGACGUCGAGUGUCAGCGAUGGUCGCGCCGACGAAGCAGACGCACCAGAAAACCAACAAAUCGACAACAAGCUUGUUGCCGUGGGGCUGGUUUUGUCCAUUCUGCUCUGUAUCACCACCAUACACAUUGUCUUCGGCGAUCUAGUUCCCCUCUAUGCCACGAUCGUUGCCGUCCUAAUGGCUCUACUGCUUAGCAUCAUGGGUGUUCGAGCACUCGGUGAGACGGAUCUGAAUCCCGUAUCCGGCAUCAGCAAGCUUGCGCAAUUAUUCUUCGCACUCAUUAUUCCCCAGUCACAUAAGUCCAGUGUGCUUAUCAACUUAGUCGCAGGUGCAGUGUCUGAGGCCGGGGCUCUUCAAGCGGGUGAUUUGAUGCAGGAUCUCAAGACAGGCCACCUCUUAGGAGCCGCGCCUAGAGCCCAGUUCUGGGGCCAAGUGAUUGGAGCAACAGCAGGCGCUGUAGUUAGUGCGUUCGUGUAUCAGCUCUACACAGCAGUCUAUACGAUUCCGGGAGAUCUCUUCCAGGUCCCCACGGGAUACGUAUGGAUCUUCACGGCCAGGCUAGUGACGGGCAAAGGCUUGCCGCCCAUGGCACGUGAGUGGGCUAUUGGCUUCGGUAUCGUGUUUGCCUUCACGACAGUGGUGAGGACCAUAGUGACCGGCAAACCUUGGCGUUCCCUUGUGCCGGGGGGUAUUGCCGUAGCGAUGGUAGGAAUGUAUAACGUCCCAUCAUUCACCCUGGCCCGGACUGUUGGCGGCCUGCUAAGCUGGUACUGGGUCUCGAGGCGAGGCGAGUCGAGCACGCCAUUGAUUGUGCUAGCAUCAGGCUUCAUUCUCGGUGAAGGAUUUCUCAGCAUCGUGAAUCUCAUUUUGCAAAGCAUUGCUGUUCCUCACUACUAG